Melanotaenia boesemani (Boeseman's rainbowfish) is the source of this 3963-nucleotide messenger RNA. RefSeq names its product RIC8 guanine nucleotide exchange factor B (gene ric8b). Gene Ontology annotation, molecular function: G-protein alpha-subunit binding; guanyl-nucleotide exchange factor activity. The coding region runs from base 269 to 1897 and encodes 542 amino acids. The record is from RefSeq and is a predicted model, not a curated record. The transcript has 10 exons. Lineage: Eukaryota; Metazoa; Chordata; Actinopteri; Atheriniformes; Melanotaeniidae. Gene Ontology annotation, biological process: G protein-coupled receptor signaling pathway. Gene Ontology annotation, cellular component: plasma membrane; cytoplasm.
GAGUAUUUUAGAUAGCUUAUUAAUUCAUAAUUAUUUUCACAUUUUACAGUCCCCUGGUUGUUAGCGUAUUGUGGGAUAGUGUUUCUGUGUUGCAGUGGAUGAACUCGGAGGAGGGCACACAGAUCUGCUACUGCUGAUGGAGACAGGGGAGUUUCCUGACAGCAGCAGAACUGUCACCAAGUUAGCCUGCCAGCUAGCUAGCUAGCUGCGCACAGUCACUGGUAGCGUCUAAACUAAGCUAACUAGCUGUGUUGUGCAGACAUCCGUCAUGGAUUUGAACAGCAUAUUGUCGCAGCUUGAAAGUGCAAACGAUGAGGACGUAGAGAAGCUUUUACAGCAGUACAGUCGAGAAAAUGCUCGGACCUUUGCUUUUGAGCAAAAAGAAGAGACCCUGCGGACUAAACUUUGCCAGAAUGUGUUGACAGUUCUUGGGAGGCAGGUGCGACCCAGCUGUCAGAGGACAUGUCUGGAGACACUCCGCAUCCUGUCCCGAGAUAAGCGUGUCCUGGCACCUGUAGCCACCAGGGAAGGAAUGCUGAUCCUGGCAGGGAUGGCAAGGCUACGUGCUGGACAGGAGGAGGAUGCUAACCAGGAAAGCUCUCAGGAAAACACACAGUCAGAGGAAGAGGAGGAGAGGGUAGUGGUGGAGGCCUUAAAGUGCCUUUGCAAUGUGGUGUACAACAGUCCUGCGGCUCAGCAGGUUUGUGUAGAUGUAAAACUGGCUAAUGGCCUGUGUACCAGCCUGCGUACCACACACACAUGGCAACACGAGGUGGGCCUGUUCACAUUGCGCCUUCUCUUCCUACUGUCUGCCCUCCGACCUGAUGUGAGAGGGGUUUUGAGGAGAGAGUGGCAUGCUGUGAAACUGCUGACAGAGGUGCUGGAGCACACCCUGGAUGUUCGCUGGGUUGGCCCUUAUGAAGCCGCCCGUCCCGAUCCACAGACCCUGCCCAUGCCUGCAGAGGAUAACGAGCGAGCGAUGGAAGCACUUAAAGCCUUGUUCAAUCUUACAUUGUCAGAAGCUCGUGAUGAAGAGGACGACCACCAGUUCCGCCUCAUAGCUGCUAUCCUGCGUCACCUGCUGAUGUUGAACACAGAGACAGAGGAUAAAACAGAAGAAGCACACAGCCAUGCAGUAAACCUGCUUAACAACUUGCCUGUGUCCUGCCUGGAUGUGCUGAUUGACGUGCCUGUCCAGGGGGGACAAGAGAAAUAUGGUGGAAAAAACAUGGAAGCAGUGCAAGUCUUAUUAGACUUCAUGGAGAAGAGAAUAGACAAGCAGGGCUCCAACUACAAGGAGGGUUUGACUCCGGUGCUCAGCCUUUUAACUGAAGGAUCCAGAUGCCACAGAGAGAUCCGCAGAUAUAUAAAAGCUCAGGUACUUCCCCCAUUAAAAGAUGUGAAGAUCAGGCCAGAGGUUGGCACCACCAUCAGAAACAAGCUGGUUCGCCAGAUGACACAUGUGGACAUGGGCGUAAAGCAGAUGGCUGCAGAGUUUCUUUUUGUUCUCUGCAAAGAAAGCGUGGACAACCUGUUGAAGUACACUGGAUAUGGAAAUGCAGCAGGGCUCCUUGUGGCUCGAGGGCUUCUUGCUGGAGGGAGAGGAGAGACUCAAUACUCUGAAGAUGAAGACUCAGACACAGAGGAAUACAAAUCUGCUAAGCCCUUCAUUAACCCCAUAACUGGUCAUGUGGAGGAACCGAUGCCGAAUCCCAUUGAAGAGAUGACGGAGGAGCAGAAGGAGUAUGAAGCAGAAAAACUGGCUAAUAUGUUCGACAAGUUGUCAAGGCAGAACGUGAUUCGGCCGAUGGGCGUCCGGCCAGAUGGGACGUUAGCACCUCUUGAAGAAACACUCUGUGAUCUGCCUGAGGACAACUCGGAAUCAGACUCUGACUAGAGCAUUUUUGAGACUACAUUUUCCAGACUAAGCCCACUGCCCAACCCCCCCACCCAACAACACAUUUAGACCUGUGUCCCAUUUCAAGGGCUGGAUCCUUCUGUGGACUCUUGAAUCUGUGCCCCCAUCCUAAAUGAGACUUAAUCUCAUCAAACAAAACUCACAUGAUACACAUAGAAAAUUACUUUCCAUUGAACUAAACUGAUUAUUAGACAUUCACACAAAUGUUGAACAGGGGAAAAUACAAUUAUAGCCAGGUUACUGUGACAGGUUUGUCCUGAACUGCAACAGAUGCUAACCAACUAGCAAAUACUGUGUCAGGUUAGUGGUGAAAAACACAGGAUACAACUUUUGUUGAUCAAACAUCAAUUUUUUUUUUUUACAUCUUGCAGGAAAAUCAGUUGUCCUUUGGUGUAGUUAAAGGGAUGCAGUGACUAUUUAAAUAAAAAUUGAAAUUAUAUCAGACAUAAUAGAAUUGAAUUAAUUGGCAGGGACUGAGAAGCACCAUUAAAGACUGGGGUGGAUUGUGGGAUAUUGAGUAAAAGCUUUGAGAAGAAAGUAUUAAAACAUAAAAAUCAUACUUCAUUGAGAACAUGUUUUUGAAUUAGGAAGGCUUUGUUGAACUGUGAAGGCACAUUUAGACAAACUUAGACCUCUGAUGAUCCAGUCACGAAGUGGGACACAGCUGAAUGUUUAACAGGACUUUCUAAAGGCUUUGUGCAGGCGGUUAACCAUUGUCAAAAGUGGGAGAGUUUGGACUGAUGUGAAGGAGGAUAACUCCAUGGAGUGGGUCAUAGUUCAUUGAAGCCCUUUUAUUGUUACUGUUGUACUGUUUUUCUGCUCCUCAAAUUGGAAAAAAUAGAAAUAAUUUUGCUGGAUCAUUUGUUUUUCACUGCAAAGACUUUUUUUUUUUGCCACGUUUUGUUUAUAGUCUGAAUAAUCAUUCCUUUACAUUUUUUAAGUUUGUCUAUGUAAUGCAGUUGCACACCACACAUGUAAAAUGUAGAAUUGUAGUAAACACUGAACAGUGAAGCUUCUCCUCGGUUUAAAGUCACACAACAGGAUUGGUGGUAACUAGAAAACAUGGCAGCAUUAGUGGGGAUAACAAACAUGCAGCUCAGUGUCUGUCUACACUUGGAUGUGUAAUCGUGAAUGUUGCACACUUUUUUUUUUCCUUUUACUUAAAUUCAGGACUUGGCUGACGCUCACUUUAUGGUGUUUUGGACAGAACAAGAAAAAAUAUACAAUUCAAAAUGUAGUUGCUAUAUUUUCCUGUGGUAAAUGACAGUAAAUGCCUGUUGACUUUUGACAAUGAUAUGUGUAUAAUACAGUGAUUGUUCUUUAUUUAUAAUUUUAUAUAUAUAAGUUUUGCCAAAUCUGCAUGAUGCCUAAUCAAAAAGAAAAAAAAUGUUGACACACUAUGAAGAUAGAAAGUGUUGGUAAUUUUAUAUGCAUUUACAUUUUUGGUGCAUGUACAUAUUGAACGAAAUGUUUUUAAUUUUCUACCCCUUCUGUUGGUUCAGUUUAAGUUAAGAGCUACCAUUUCUUUAGUAAGCUGGAUGAGAGGCCAUGAAUUCACAACAGACUUGGCUGCUCAUCAGAAGUCCUGCUUUGGGUUGAAAAAUAUGUUUUUUAAAGUAAAUGUUUGCAGAUUAUAAUCCAAAAAAAUGAAUACUGCUCGGAGGACUCGUCUUUCUUGACAUUUAAUGGUGAGUUCACUUGUUUAAUAGUAAUUCUGAACAAACCUUUGAGCCUGGCUGUGAAUCACCACUACUGCCUGCUCACACGAGUUUUUACCUUUUAAAUCUUUUACCUGAAUUUCCUGUUAAAAUGUUUGUUUUUAAUAGUUUCAGAAGGUUUUCAGUGAUUUAUAAUGAAGCAUUCAUUGAGUUUUUCAUUGUGCUCUCCUGUAAAUACUUUCCUGUUCCUUCGUAAUCAUCUUGGGAUGCAUGCAUCUGCGGAGAGUACGUCGUUUUCAUUCUUUGUGCACUUUUUGCGAACUGUAGGUAGCACCACUUUUUUAUGUUGAGGCUUCCACUGAAAAGUUAAUAAAGUUGAGAAUUAAA